Messenger RNA from Hippoglossus stenolepis (Pacific halibut), 3822 nucleotides. It is a transcript of the gene jade1, whose product is annotated as jade family PHD finger 1. The record is from RefSeq and is a predicted model, not a curated record. Gene Ontology annotation, biological process: regulation of transcription by RNA polymerase II. Gene Ontology annotation, cellular component: histone acetyltransferase complex. Lineage: Eukaryota; Metazoa; Chordata; Actinopteri; Pleuronectiformes; Pleuronectidae. Bases 287 to 3004 code for a protein of 905 amino acids. The transcript is spliced from 11 exons.
UGUUGGUGUGCACGUUGCAUGUGGAGCUCACGUUGUUUCCUGUGUGCGUCGCAUGUGCCAACUUGUUGUUGUCAUCGCUGGGGACUGUGGAGUGUGUGUCUGUGUGUGUGUGUGCACGCACAUCGCUGCAGGGCUCGUGUGCUGUCAGAUCAACAAGGAAACAUGUGGAUCAGUGUGUGGCUUUGUUUUGCACUGAGCUGUUUUUGAAGAAGAGACUCAAACACAGACAGAUCCUUGUUUGUAGCACUGUUGUGUCCUGAGGCCGGAGCUCCGCACACAGACGACCAUGAAGAGAAGCCGACUCCCCAGCAGCAGCGAUGACUCUGACAAUGAAAGUAACUCCACCUGCUGGUCCCAGCAUUCAUCACAGCCGAGGAGGGGCACUGGACAGAAACCCUCCGAGGUUUUCAGGACGGACCUGAUCACGGCCAUGAAGGUUCACGACUCGUACCAGCUGAACACAGAGGACUACUACGUCCUCGCCGACCAGUGGAGGCAGGACUGGGAGAAGGGCGUCCAGGUCCCCGUCAGCCCCCAGUCCAUCCCGGAGCCCGUCGCCAGGGCGUUGGCAGAGAAAGGGAAGGAGGUGAUGUUUGUGAAGCCAAAGAAGCUCAUCCGGACGUCGGGCGCCGAGGCGUUGGGCUAUGUCGACAUCCGGACGCUGGCGGAAGGGAUGUGCCGCUACGACCUGAACGAGGAAGACGUGGCCUGGCUGCAGAACAUCAACGAGGAGUUUGCAGAGAUGGCGAUGCCGCUGCUCGACGAGAUCACCAUGGAGCGGGUGAUCGAGGAGUUCGAGCACCGCUGCCACGAAAACAUGACGCACGCCACGGAGACGGAGGAGGGUUUGGGUAUCGAGUACGACGAGGACGUGGUGUGCGACGUGUGCCGGUCGCCUGACGGGGAGGACAACAACGAGAUGGUGUUCUGCGACAAGUGCAACAUCUGCGUCCACCAGGCGUGCUACGGCAUCCAGAAAGUCCCGAAGGGCAGCUGGCUGUGCCGGAUCUGCGCCCUCGGCAUCCUGCCCAAAUGUCAGCUGUGUCCCAAGAAGGGCGGAGCCAUGAAACCGACCCGAAGUGGAACCAAGUGGGUCCACGUCAGCUGUGCCUUGUGGAUUCCAGAGGUGAGCAUCGGGAAUCCAGAGAAGAUGGAGCCGAUCACCAACGUGUCCCACAUCCCCAGCAACAGAUGGGCUCUGAUCUGCUGCCUGUGCAAAGAGAAGAGGGGAGCGUGUAUUCAGUGCUCAGCAAAAAACUGCCGGACUGCCUUCCACGUGACGUGCGGCCUCCACGCCAGCCUUGAGAUGAACACCAUCCUCACUGAGGACGACGAGGUCAAGUUCAAGUCGUACUGCCCCAAGCACUCUGGGCUCGAGGGCGCCGAGUCCAGAGACGGAGACUCGGGGGACGAGGAGGAGAAGGAGGGUGCCAGAGACAAGAAGGGCAGGAGGAGAGGCAGGGUGAGAGGGGAGGAAGACGCCGCCUCCUCCUCUUUGUCGUCCUAUGUGCCUCCUCAGCUCGUGGACAGAGCGUCCAGCGAGGCGGAGGCCCUCAGCAGCCGCCAGCUGGAGAAUAGAGUCAACCUCCGCAAGCUGAAACUGCAGGAGAUGGAGGAGGAGUUCUACCAGUUUGUGGAGGUGGAGGAGGUGGCCAGUCACCUGAAGCUGCUGCCGGAGGUGGUGGACUUCCUCUACCAGUACUGGAAGCUGAAGCGCAAAGCCAACUUCAACCAGCCGCUCCUCACGCCCAAGAAGGACGAGGAGGAGAGCCUGGCACGCCGCGAGCAGGAGGUGCUGCUGCGACGCCUGCAGCUCUUCACGCACCUCCGCCAGGACCUGGAGAGGGUUCGUAACUUGACCUACAUGGUGACUCGGAGGGAGAAGAUGAAGCGCUCGCUGUGGAGAGUCCAGGAGCAGAUCUUCCAGCAGCAGGUGAAGCUGCUGGACCACGAGCUGCUCACAGGAGACCCUUCAGCGAAGGACCUGGAGGAGCUCUUCUCUCUGGGCUGGUUGAACUCUCAGGGCUCCAAGUCUCGCUCCUCCUGGAGCCACUCUGGACUCAAAACCAAACGAGGCUCUUUGAAGCAGGAGAGAAGGAAAAGCACCGACAGGAGGAGCUUCUCUGACUCGCCACACAUUCACAAGAAGGAGAAUCUGAGCAAACAGCCGGAGACCAAGGACGGUAAAAGCUCCAGAAUCAAAGAGGCGGCAGAGGCUGCGAGCGACGCCCACAUCCAGAACUCUGAGAUCAGUCAGGAGUUUCUUUUCCCAAAGCUUCAGGAGGCCAUCGCUGUCAAGCUGCACAAACCUGAGAGCAGGAAAGGGCCCAGGAGAGAGCCCCCGGGGCCCGAACCCGAGGCGCCGCCCAGAGGGAAACGAGACGACCACGAGCAGGAGGAGAGGAGGAGGAAGAGGAGGAGCGAGGUGGCAGAGAACUUCUCCAGUCAGGUCAAGAACAAGUUCGGGUCCAAGCAUCUGGAGAAAACCGUUUCCAUCCGGCUGGUGGACAUCAGAAGCUCCGACACCGACGACUACUUCAUCGACGAAGGAUUGAGCAGGAGAAGCCCCGCCUCUCUGGAUGUGACAACCAACACUAAGUUUAACAGAGCCGGCGUCGGCUCGGACGCCAAAACCAACGGGUGGCUGAGGAGAACCCAGGCGAGCGGCUCCCACUCGUCCCACGGAGCCGUCGGCCACAUCAGAGGCUGGGGGAAGUUCAGGAUCCCUAAAAGGAGCGAGAGACCUCUGACGAUGAAGGAGGAGGAGGAGGAGCAAGGCAAGCCGCUGCUGAGGCCGCUGACCAACACGCCGGAGCCGCCGUACGCCAGAACGCGACUCCGCACGGGGGCGGAGAACGACGGCUACGCCUCCGACUCCAAACCGAGCGACGGCGAGGUGGAGCCCUGUUUGAAACGGUGCCACUCCCACCAGCUGAGGGGCGACUCGUCUCUCAGCCGCCGCUACGGCUCUGACAUCAUCCGGCGAGGCGUGCUGGCCUCCUGAUGGAGGAGAGACACUGAGAAUAAGCUGCACUGUUAGUGGAGAGAGAACGACGGUCGCUCUUUGUACCUUUAUUUUUCUCGAUGAAUCCUAAAAUGCCUAGAUUAAAAACAGAGCUGAUAUUUAUUUUUUAUUUGUAACAUAUGUAAAACUGGGAAAUAUUUUACUUUCUACUUUAUUUUGAGCUAGUUCUUUGACUAUUCUUUUCCCCCUUGAAGUAGAAAGAUGUCAAGUUGCCACUUAAACGCUCGCUCAGACUUUUACAAGCAAAACCAUCAACUGGGAAGAAGUUGUGUUUGUUGCUUGGGACCAUAAGCUUGCAAUGUUAUUUGUUUUUGGCAAAGUAUUAAACUCGGCCAUGAGUCAGUUGCACUUGAUCGAUUAAAGCUGAAACAGAUAAUCCUCAUCCCGACACCGGACUGUGUAGGUUUCUUUUUAUUGAGCUUCACCUGCGACCAACAGGGAGUCAAACUGCCCUUUUAUCCAUAUUUAAACUCCAGCCGCCAUCGUUUGUUCCGUCUCAACGCGACGAGAAGCCACAGAGAAGGAGAGAGGAAUCCAGGCGGACGUUUGACUCGUCAGCAGCACUUAAGUGUAAUUGAACUGCGAUCGUAUCGUACCCAUCACGUGCCUAACUUUUAUUUGAAGCGUUUGCACUACGAGAGGACGGCACAGGCGUGAGGACGGUAGAGUUAUUUUUACACUGAAAAAUUGAAUAAGCAUUUUGUACCCUCGGCCACUGCUGUACUACUACUGUUAUGCAAAAUGAAACUUGUUUUGUCUUUUGUCCUGAAGAGGAAUAAACACUCAGCAAGACUUCA